Molecule: messenger RNA, 1353 nt
Organism: Aureobasidium uvarum
Lineage: Eukaryota; Fungi; Ascomycota; Dothideomycetes; Dothideales; Saccotheciaceae
Source: the annotation of a GenBank genome assembly
AUGCCGCCGAAACAAACACAAAAGACAUCGAAUUCGAAAGCUUCCAACAAGUCAACCAAGACAAUGAGCAACAACAACAGCAACCAAGCCCCGCAAGGCAUCUCGGAACAUGAGAUCAAACAGAACUCGGGCGUCUCUGCCACCAUGGCCUUGCAAGCGACACAAAAAGCAUGGGAACUGAGACAAGCAGCCAUGGGAGCCGGCGACGCCGAAGCACGAGAAGCGACCCUUGCCAAAGCCAUCGACAAAGAGAUUGAAGCCGAGUCUUUUGGCAAAGCUGCAAAGUACACACAAACAGGUGCUUUCCAAGGACUCGCUGCUGGUGCGGGCUUGGGUGUUCAACCAGGAGUCACGAUUGGAAAGGUCACGGGAGCCAUUGUCGGUGGCACGGUUUCGACAGUCACUGGCUUGCUCGGCGCUGGUGUCGGAUCCGUGUAUGGUGCCAUGCACGGCAAGAUUUGGGAUUUGGGAGAGAUGGCGAGUCAUGGCGUUCAAGGUGUCGUCGGCGACUUUCUGCCAGACUGGAAGUCGACACCGGCGCAAAAGAAAGCUUUGGACAAGAUGGUCAUGCAGACAAAGGAGACUCAGGCACCCAGCAAAGAAGAGUUGGAGAAGAUGAAAAACGACAUGCCCGAUCAAGCGCCUUCAUCUUGGUCACAGUCGGCGAAAGAUAUGACUAGCUAUUUGCCGGGCAUGCCUUCAAUACCUUCAAUGCCCAAUGUGCCCUCCAUGGCACAAGCAGGUUCUGCUGUAGGACUAGGAGGCUUAGGAGCAUCCUUGGGCAUGGGAGGCGGUGGUGGUGAUCAAGCCAACACCCAGCACCAAAAGGCAGCUCCCCAACAACCCAAAAAGCGAAGCCAAUCCCAGCCAAAGCAAAGCGAGCAAGCGCCAAAGCAACAAAAGACGUCAAACACACAACAACAGCAAGCCUCCAACAUAGCAGCACCCAAGCAAGCUCCCAAGCCAAAAGAGGCGCCCAAGCCCAAAGAAGCUCCGACAGCAAAUACACCGUCCCAACCUAGUCAGGCAACAAAGCCGAACACUACAUCCACCAAACCAACCACAAGAUCAUCAUCGCACAAGCAGGCUUCAUCAACCACAUCAAACAACAAUACAACCCAGACACCCAAACCGGCAGCGAAAGCUCAACAAGCCACUGCUAGUAAACCCGCCGCCUCUCAUCCCUCUACCACUACAUCCGUGCCCGAGAAAAAGAAACCGAGAAAAUUGAACACUGCAGCAAAGAGCAACAAUGGAGCUGCGCAACAAGCCAAACCAGCAGCAGCAUCAGCGCCAACCAAACGCGCGCCGAGAAAACUAGAAACUCGCAAACCUGCUGCUACUGCUGCAUAA